Messenger RNA from Pyricularia pennisetigena, 369 nucleotides. RefSeq lists its product as uncharacterized. The coding region runs from base 1 to 369 and encodes 122 amino acids. NCBI's taxonomy places the organism in Eukaryota, Fungi, Ascomycota, Sordariomycetes, Magnaporthales, Pyriculariaceae. The record is from RefSeq and is a predicted model, not a curated record. The transcript has a single exon.
AUGCACCUGCACCGGAUCUAUGCCCUAGCUGGCCUCCUUUCUCUCUCUGAUUUGGGCUUGGCAACAAAACGGAGAAGGCCCCCUCUCAGCCCAAAUCACCAAACACCAAUUAUUCGGUGCGACGUUCGGCUGAUCGAAACCGACCAUCUGGGCUAUGAAUCUGUUAUUGAAGAGAAACAAGUUGCCCCUUCCGGGACGCAGACUUUUCAAUAUGGCAAAGAUAAUAUCUACAUCCUAGUGGACAAAAAGUGCGGAGUUCUGGAAGCAAGGGGUCUUCGCAAAGACCACACUCAUUUGGAAAUCGAUAUUUCCUCUCCAGCCGCGGACAGCAAGUCUAAAAAGGUGAAAAAGAAAUUGGUAGUCGGUUGA